Pseudogymnoascus verrucosus is the source of this 1257-nucleotide messenger RNA. RefSeq lists its product as uncharacterized. The record is from RefSeq and is a predicted model, not a curated record. Lineage: Eukaryota; Fungi; Ascomycota; Leotiomycetes; Thelebolales; Thelebolaceae. Bases 167 to 997 code for a protein of 276 amino acids. The transcript has 2 exons.
GUCGAAAGGAGAUAAAUUCAUCUCAACCUUAAAAAACCACUACACAUCACCAACCUCAAAAAUCGUAACAUCACCAAUCUUACGAACAAAACUAUACUCGUUUACCUUAUUUACCUUACUCUUACACAUACCUAUCACCUUUCUCAACAUCUAUAAUCUCCCAAAAAUGUCCGCCCUACCAACCCCGCCGAUCACCCCCUUCGAGGCUACCUUCCUCGAUGUCGUGAACGACAUCGCUGAAGCUCACCACCCAAGCCCUGCCAUUCCUGCUAUCCCUGCUAUCCCUGCUAUUCCUCAUAAUUUCUCUCUGACGCCCCUCCAACUGCUCCCUAAGAGGCUUAAUUACCGCCGUCAUCAAGCCCGCCAAAAUCCACAAGCUCAAGUAGUUGUGGUCACUGAGGCCGAGAUCACUAUAGCGGGGCCACAAAUGCAGAAUGCCAUGUGGGGCAUCGACAGGGUCAGCGAGAGCGAGAGAGCUGAAGCAGCAGCGAUUCUUGAAGCGACGGUCGACCGAUGGGUUGUGUCGCAGAGAAAUGGCGGGAUGUUGCCAAGAUGGUUGUGCGAUGACGAGAAAAAGAGCGGCCGUGUUUACGACCGUCUCUGGAAGGUCGAAACUGCAAGAUUAAUCCCAUGGAGAUACGCUCCCGCAGACUACACGGGGCCUACGCUCUUGUAUGAUGUUUUGAUCGACCGUGUCAGAAGAAUACAAAUCCAGGACCAGGCAAGGCUUCGAGAUGUUGAGGACAACCUCGGCGUUUGGGGGAGGGAAAUGGAGGUGACGAUAAAGAGGAGAGAAAACGAAGAGGACACUGAGGAUGAGGCGGAUGAGGACGUCGAGAUGAGAGAAGAGUCCACCGAAGACGAAACGGAAGAUGGUGACUCCGAGGAAGAAGAAACAUCCGGAGAAGAAACUUCGGACGAAGAAACCUUCUACAAUGAGGAAGAUUACAUGUUCGAUGAGGCGGAAGAAGAUAACUGGAGGUUGAGGUGUGAGUGAGAUAUUACGAGUGCGCAGAUAACCAAGUUAACGGUACUGCACUGGCGUUGCUAGCAACUUUUAAGCUCGGCAUCGGACGAACAGUUUUGACAAGCAACACAUCACCAAAAGCAAAAGUGUGACUCGGCGUUUUAUUUUUACUGGCGGUUUAGGCAUUGGCUUGGGAUGGAUGCAUUAUUUCAUGAGCGGUUUUCGGGAUAGCGUUUUUUUGUAUCUGUGGGUUGGUGUCUGGGACCGGCGAGUGUCCUCGGCAUCAACCU